Messenger RNA from Vitis riparia (riverbank grape), 1037 nucleotides. RefSeq lists its product as uncharacterized. Gene Ontology annotation, biological process: box C/D snoRNP assembly. Gene Ontology annotation, molecular function: box C/D methylation guide snoRNP complex binding. The transcript has 4 exons. NCBI's taxonomy places the organism in Eukaryota, Viridiplantae, Streptophyta, Magnoliopsida, Vitales, Vitaceae. Bases 165 to 668 code for a protein of 167 amino acids. The record is from RefSeq and is a predicted model, not a curated record.
GGGAUCACACAACCAGCAGGCAUUCUGGACACGCUCCAUGGAGAUUGGGGAGCAGAUUCUUUCGCAAGAAAAUCACAAAGACACCAUUAAUUUUUUAAGGCUCCACACGCAUAUUGGGAACGAUCAGCUCUUUUGGAGAUGAAUACAGAUCAGAUUUCUUGCAGAUGACGGCAUUAGAUUUUCUAGAAGGUGCUGAUGGUGUACACGUUCUGGGAAAAGUGAAAGAUUUCCUAGGAGUCAUAUCAGAAGCUAAUAAAAAGCUGGAGCUUGAUGCAAAGGACGAUUCCGGUAAGGACUAUGAUAUUGAGGUGCUCACGGGGAAUGAAUCUGAAUACAUUGAAAUGGAUUUGAUGCUGGGUAUUGCUGAUCUGCAGACUCCUGAGGCUGUGGCAGCAGCUGAAUCUUCUAUUGCAGGUUUUCAACCAGUGGCUCCUCUAGCUGGUUGCAGUAGUGGAACAGAAUCUGAAGAUAGCUCUGAUUAUGAUGAUAGUGAUAAUGACGAUGAUGAGGACAGCGAUGGUGAUAAAAAUGAUGACAAAAAUAAUAAUAAAGCAUGCUCUGUUGUGAAACAUAAAAGAUCAAAGUCUGCUCAUGGGGAUUCUUCCAUGGAAGUGCCCCAAAAAAAUGGGGGUUCAAAAAAGCGGCCAAAGAUUGUUGAGCUCUCGUGAGAAUCUUAAUUAGAAGGACAGUGAAAUCUACUCAUGGGGAUUGUUUUCUAGAAAUGAGAGGGAAACCAUUAGGAUUAUAAGGGUUGCAGCAAGUAUGAAAGACCUUUCUCUGCAGGAAGGAGGGAGCUUUCUGAAUGUCUGAUGAGGCUGUAAUUUAUGCAGCAGUGGGAUUUUUGCUUCUUCAUUAUUGUCUAUCAGGGCAUAUGCCAUACCGGACAGCCAAUGGAGAAAACAGUCCUAUGAGUACCCUUCAAAUUUUGAAUGUCGUGGAAGCUUUGUGAUGUUUUUAUUCUCCCAAAUCUGUUGUCGUCAUUAAAUUUUCUACAUUUCAGUUUGGUAAUUAAAUUUUCCAUUCCAUUAUAUUCCCAA